Planococcus citri (citrus mealybug) is the source of this 996-nucleotide messenger RNA. It is a transcript of the gene Mpc1, whose product is annotated as mitochondrial pyruvate carrier. The transcript has 3 exons. Gene Ontology annotation, cellular component: mitochondrial inner membrane. The record is from RefSeq and is a predicted model, not a curated record. Bases 131 to 469 code for a protein of 112 amino acids. NCBI's taxonomy places the organism in Eukaryota, Metazoa, Arthropoda, Insecta, Hemiptera, Pseudococcidae. Gene Ontology annotation, biological process: pyruvate import into mitochondria.
GAUAAAUUUUUCGCAAAUGAUAAGGAGAAAAAUUUUUCAAUUUUGACAUUCAAAAAAAAAUAGAUAAAAUUUAUAGCUUUAUUGCCUUUUAUGUAUCUUCCUUAGUAAAAUUGUCUUUCAAAUCGUGACCAUGUCUGCCUUCGCCAAAAAAUGUCUGGGACAAUUAAAAAGCAAAGAGUUCGUCAACUAUUUAAUGAGCACCCAUUUUUGGGGUCCUGUAGCUAACUGGGGUAUUCCUAUCGCUGCACUUGCAGAUAUCAACAAAGAUCCAUCUUUAAUCAGUGGCAAAAUGACAUCCGCUCUUUGCCUGUAUUCAUUAAUGUUUAUGAGAUUUGCCUGGAAAGUACAGCCCCGGAAUAUGUUAUUAUUUGCCUGUCACGCUACCAAUGAAGUAGCACAGUUAGCUCAAGGUGCUAGAUUCAUCAAAUAUAAUCUGUCAGACAAGAAGGAGGAGGACAAAAAAGAAUAAUUUUGUUACCGUAUUUUUAAGUUCUCAAGUUGAACAUAUCGCUCAAGAAUGCGGUAUCUAAAUUUUUUUAUUGGGACUGAUUUUUGUUGAAAUUCUAAGUGUAUAUUGUAAAGAGGUACUCGAGGCUAGAAGAUGUGAAGCAUUCCGAAUAUUUCGACUCUAUAAGAGUUUUUUUUUCAAUGUUAUCUCGAAAAUUCUUCGAAUUUUUUUUUGUUGAUUGAUUUGUGUUCGUUUAUUGUAAAUUUUAUUUAUUUAGGAGUCGAUAGUUGAUUAAUUUAGUGUGCUUCGUUAUCUACGGGUUUAGAAAUAUAAUAAAUCAAGAUCUUAAUGAAAAAAAAUUAUCGCACAAAUGUUACCGCGAUUAGAUGUAGCUUUCGUUGAUUCUACCUAAUUUUUAUUAUUGUUUUGUUAAUGUUUCUAUCGAAUAGACUAAAUUUGGUUGUUUUUUUUUUUUUUUUUAAUAUUACAUAAGUAUUACGUCGAUACUUAUUUGAUAAUUUCGAAUAAAUAAUUCUCUUUUUUUCGAA